GCCCAAAGAGGUACCAUAGGUGACCAGACAUCCCAUGGCCAAUUAGUAAGUUAAUUCAUACUCCAGAUUACCGGUCCGGCUUCCUGACCCUUAUUUUGCUGAGACGUCUGGUCACUUACCUAGGAGAACAACAGUUUAGGGCUCCGAAAAUCCCUCUCCUGCCCGGAAGUUGCAUUUGGCACUUCCGAAUGGGGUCACGGAGGAAGGAUUGGAAUAGCCUCCGCCGCCCGCGCCCCAGGGGGUGCCCAUUCUUGACCGGAGUUGCCAAGUGAGUUCCUUCUGUAGGCUUGAGUCAAGAACUCUCAGUCACCUUGGUAAUACCGGGUUGGAUGCUAAAGCUGCGGGGAAAAAAACCAGAACUUUCAGGAAAAUCUUAACUGUAUCCAGUAAUUAAGAUAUGGCGGAAGUGAAGUCAAUGUUCCGGGAAGUUCUUCCAAAACAAGGGCAAUUGUCUGUGGAAGAUGUAACCACAAUGGUCCUGUGUAAACCUAAACUUUUACCCUUAAAAUCUCUGACUCUGGAAAAACUGGAGAAAAUGCAACAAGCAGCACAGGAUACAAUUCGCCAACAAGAAAUGGCAGAAAAGGAACAACAACAAAUAACCCACUGACUGAUAACUUAGCACUUUAGGGAACAACAUACCUUAUCUACUAUUUAUCAAUAACUAGAAAACCUCCAUGUGUAUGCUGAAAGUAGUAUUUGUAAAUAAAACUGAUUCUAUUCAUGUAGGCUGGA
Lemur catta (Ring-tailed lemur) is the source of this 735-nucleotide messenger RNA. It is a transcript of the gene BBIP1, whose product is annotated as BBSome interacting protein 1. NCBI's taxonomy places the organism in Eukaryota, Metazoa, Chordata, Mammalia, Primates, Lemuridae. The transcript has 4 exons. Gene Ontology annotation, cellular component: BBSome. The record is from RefSeq and is a predicted model, not a curated record. The coding region runs from base 398 to 610 and encodes 70 amino acids. Gene Ontology annotation, biological process: cilium assembly; receptor localization to non-motile cilium.